Messenger RNA from Colius striatus (speckled mousebird), 2094 nucleotides. RefSeq names its product sushi domain containing 4 (gene SUSD4). NCBI's taxonomy places the organism in Eukaryota, Metazoa, Chordata, Aves, Coliiformes, Coliidae. Gene Ontology annotation, biological process: negative regulation of complement activation, alternative pathway; negative regulation of complement activation, classical pathway. The record is from RefSeq and is a predicted model, not a curated record.
AUGUUUGGGCGCUCCCGGAGCGGCGGCGGGACACCCGCGCCGAGCCGCGCCGUGCCGUGCCGAGCGCGGCGGGGCGCCGCAGCCGUGCCCGUGGCUGCCAUGCGUGUGCGCGGCGGCGGGGCUGCCCGCGCUGCCGCUGGGCGCCGGCGGUCCCGCAGCGCAAGGCUCCCUCCCCGCGGCGGCGCUCCGCUCCGCGGCCGCGCGGAGCGGGCAGGUGCGCGCUGCGGCUCCCUGCUGCCCCCCUCCCAGGUAGGGCCAGCCGUGCCUGCGUGUGCCGGGUUCCGUGCGGCUGUGCGUGUGCGCCCGCCCGGCCCCGGCAGGCUGCCGAGCCGCAGCUGCGGAGGCGGCGGCAGCAGCCGCGGAGGCGGCGGCGAACCGAAUGCCUUUGGCGGGCAGAAGAUGUGUCAUGGGAAGCAGGCGAGCGGCGGCGGUGCCCUCCCGGCGGCGCGGCGGCGGGCGCUGGUCGCGGCGCUGUGGCUGCAGCUGGCGCUGAGCCUCGGCCCGGGGCCGGCGGCGGGCGGAUUUGAUGACCUACAAGCUUGUGCUGAUCCUGGAGCUCCUGAACACGGAUACAAGACACCCAGUGCCGGUGUCUUCUUUGAAAGUGUGGUGGUCCGGUUUCAUUGCCAAGAAGGAUACAGGCUUAAUGGUACUUCAAAAAAACUUUGUGUGAGACACUUUAAUGGCUCCCUGAGCUGGAAACCAAGUGAUAAACCUGUGUGCCUACAAGAAGUCACAGAUUGCCUUGUUCCACAUGUUGAAGAUGCAGAGAUUCAUAACAAGACAUACAGGACUGGCGAUAAGUUAAUAAUCAGCUGUCAUGAAGGAUUCCAGAUUCGUUACCCUGACUUAGACAACAUGGUUUCAAUAUGUCAAGACGAUGGAACAUGGGAUAACCUACCCAUUUGUCAAGGUUGCCUGAGGCCAUUGGUUCUUCCUCAUAGUUACAUUAACAUGUCUGAGUUCGAGGCCUCCUUCCCUGUAGGAACAGUGGUGUACUAUCAAUGCUUUCCUGGAUAUAAACUAGAAGGGGCAGAGGUCCUUGAGUGCAUGUAUAACCUUAUCUGGUCAGAUAGUCCACCUAGGUGCCUUGAUGUGGAAGUUUGUCCACUACCUCCCAUGGUGAGUCAUGGAGACUACAUCUGCCACCCACGGCCUUGUGAGCGUUAUAACCACGGGACAGUGGUGGAGUUUUACUGUGAUCCUGGCUACACCCUCACCAACGACUACAAGUACAUCACCUGCCAGUAUGGAGAGUGGUUCCCCUCCUACCAAGUAUACUGUGUCAAAACAGAACAAACCUGGCCAAAUACUCAGGAGACUCUCCUGACAACAUGGAAAAUAGUGGCGUUUACUGCUACCAGUGUUUUAUUAGUACUGCUACUGGUUAUUUUAGCCAGGAUGUUCCAGACCAAAUUUAAGACACAUUUCCUUCCAAGAGGCAACCAGGAGGGCUCCAUGGGUGACCCCGACUUUGUGGUGGUGGAUGGCAUUCCUGUCAUGCUGCCUUCCUACGAUGAAGCUGUGAGCAGCGGCCUGAGCGCUCUGGCACCCAGAUACUCAGCUACCACAGACCAAGGGCACGUUUUGCAGACAGAAGAUCAGAAUCCUCCCGCUUACCCCGGCCCAAGGAUCACAGACACGCUGCCUAGUGAAUUUGAGGGCUGUGACAGUAGGUCAGACUCCUCUGAACUGCUCCCAAGCUUAUACCCAUCCCCGGCAUGCCAAGCAGCAGCGUGCCCUGGCUCAGAUCGAACUGACAUGCCCCACAGCACUGCCAGGGAGGCUGCAUCCACGACCCCGCAGAUUGAUAUUGCAGAUGAUUCCUUUGAUGGAAGAAGACCCUUAGCCGGCACAGAGACGUGUCUUCGCCACAUUGCACUGUUGGGUGACAUGAAUCACGAGGAUUUAGAGAUAGAAAAGACUAUUGAAUGUGGGGAGAGUGUUUCCCUACUUAUCAACCUUCCGCGCGACGAUGUCACCAGAUUGGAUGUACGUCUUAAUCCACAGCGGGGAUAACAGCAUCAGCAUUUGGAACAGCAGCAGUUUUAUGAAUGAAUCCUGGGGAUUUGAUGAGAGCAGAUGUAGGAAAAG